UUCCUGAAUGCUCCUCCAGAGUUGGUGUCGACAGAGGCCUCCUUAUGGCUCCCUGCAGCAGGUCGUGCCGCACCUCCGCCUCCGCCUCCGUCCCCCGAGUCUCCAUGUGUUCGCGGCAGGGACCGCCGGCUCCUGUAAUGAGCAGUCCCACUGUCUUUAACGGACACCUAAAGAGUGCAGAGCAAGGAGAUGGAGCGCUGGACGCCUUCAAAUACCGGGACAACCAGGAUCCAGAGCAGCGAGGGACCCACAGUGCUCCCUCAGAGGCCUCUGGACCCCACGCCCACACGUCCCUGUGACCACCCACACCCUCCCCCGACUGGCUUCUCCAUGCUGCUGUCUCCGGGACAUGAGUCGCCUGUCUGUCCCCCACGUGUGGCCAGGAGGGCAUGAGCCACCUGUCUGUCCCCUACGUGUGCCCAGGAGGGCACGAGCCGCCUGUCUGUCUGCCAUGUGUGCCCAGGAGAUACGGUGCUUUUCCUGCCAUGUCCUCAGAGCUGUGCAUGUGGCACACAGGAAGCAGUUGUCACAAAUAAACAGGAAUUUGGCCUGUGUAUGUUAGUCCUGAGAACUUGGUUAGCACGAGUCUGUUUCUGCAAGAUAACCCGUUCCUGGUGAGCAGACAGAGCUAGUCAUAGAGCCUGCUGGCAUGGGCUGUGCCAGGGCCCUGUGGGGUUGGCAGGGAAGCACGUCCUGUGUGGCCAGGUGUCCCCCGGGGAGAGAGCUCUGGGCUGUGAAUCCUUCUGGGAGGCAGGCGAAGGGCCCUGGCCUUCUGUACCCCAGUGUUUCCUGUGUGCCAACAGGAACAGGUGCUUAGCAUCUCGUGCCAUGGGGCCUCUCAGCGCCCUCCUGAGCCAGAGCUUGCUGUUGAGCUGUACAGCGCCUCGAGAGAGGCUGCCUGGGGGAGGCUGGCCUGGGACUCCUGGCAUGGGCCCACUCCGCUCAGGCACCUCUGCACCCUCCUCGAUUGUCCGUAAGGGCAGGGGGUCCCUCCGGGCCCUGGCCUAUGCCACACCCUCCGGAGGUGAAGCCGGGGUGCUCUGCUUGUUCUCGCAGUACGGCUUCUCUCACAGGGCAAAGGUCACUCGUGACGUGUCCCAGUCAAAAACGGGGUAAAGUGUGGGGAAACGCACAAAGUGUGUUUUGCUUUUUAGAGAAGAGCGGUUGAGCACACGCCAUGCUGGCUGCUCAGGUUGGGGUGCAGCCUGCAGAGAGCUUCCCGAACUUGGGGGUCCUGAGUCCGUAACUGCUCGAAGCGGUGCCUGGAUCGUCCGGGUCCCUUCUGUUUACUCACAUUGGUUGUGGAGCGCUGACUGGCUUGUGCGCUCCAGGCCUUAGAUGGGGACACAGGUGAGGAGCUAGACCCUCUCGGGGUCCUUUGAAGUGCCAGGCGCCCAGAGCACAGCAGGUGCAGGGCUUAACUCAGAACCUCCUGGAGCCCUGCCUGGCACCGUGUCAUUGGGAGUCCAUGGCACAGGCAGGUACGGGUUUCUGGUGUGCAUGGCAGAGGCGUUCUGGCGGCCUCAGCACGUGCACUUUGCCUAAGCUCACGUCCGACACACCGAGGGUUCCAGGUUCCACUCGGUAUUUCCUGAAAACAACUGCCCAGGGCACUGGCGCUGACCGGGGCCCCUGCAGACGGCUGGGUCUCCACCCCACUCCACCAGCAACCAGGCCUCCACCCCACUCCACCAGCAACCAGGCCUCCACCCCACUCCACCAGCAACCAGGCCUCCACCCCACUCCACCAGCAACCAGGCCUCCACCCCACUCCACCAGCAACCAGGCCUCCACCCCACUCCACCAGCAACCAGGCCUCCACCCCACUCCACCAGCAACCAGGCCUCCACCCCACUCCACCAGCAACCAGGCCUCCACCCCACUCCUCCAUCAACCAGGCCUCCACCCCACUCCACCAGCAACCAGGCCUCCACCCCACUCCACCAGCAACCAGGCCUCCACCCCACUCCUCCAGCAACCAGGCCUCCACCCCACUCCACCAGCAACCAGGCCUCCACCCCACUCCACCAGCAACCAGGCCUCCAUCCCACUCCUCCAGCAACCAGGCCUCCACCAGCAACCAGGCCUCCACCCCACUCCACCAGCAACCAGGCCUCCACCCCACUCCUCCAGCAACCAGGCCUCCACCCCACUCCACCAGCAGCCAGACCCAUGCUCAGGGCCUCAUCAGCGACCUUUCACCUGUGGAGCAUGGUUUACCCCAGGCCCCUUCGGCCGCUGCAGGUGUACAUCGGUGAGCUCCCGCAGGACUUCCUCCGCAUCACGCCCACACAGCAGCAGCGGCAGGUCCAGCUGGACGCCCAGGCGGCCCAGCAGCUGCAGUACGGAGGCGCAGUGGGCACCGUGGGCCGACUGAACAUCACGGUGGUACAGGCAAAGUUGGCCAAGAAUUACGGCAUGACCCGCAUGGACCCCUACUGCCGACUGCGCCUGGGCUACGCGGUGUACGAGACGCCCACGGCACACAAUGGCGCCAAGAAUCCCCGCUGGAAUAAGGUCAUCCACUGCACGGUGCCCCCAGGCGUGGACUCUUUCUAUCUCGAGAUCUUCGAUGAGAGAGCCUUCUCCAUGGACGACCGCAUUGCCUGGACCCACAUCACCAUCCCGGAGUCCCUGAGGCAGGGCAAGGUGGAGGACAAGUGGUACAGCCUGAGCGGGAGGCAGGGGGACGACAAGGAGGGCAUGAUCAACCUCGUCAUGUCCUACGCGCUGCUUCCAGCUGCCAUGGUGAUGCCACCCCAGCCCGUGGUCCUGAUGCCAACAGUGUACCAGCAGGGCGUUGGCUAUGUGCCCAUCACAGGGAUGCCCGCUGUCUGUAGCCCCGGCAUGGUGCCCGUGGCCCUGCCCCCGGCCGCCGUGAACGCCCAGCCCCGCUGUAGCGAGGAGGACCUGAAAGCCAUCCAGGACAUGUUCCCCAACAUGGACCAGGAGGUGAUCCGCUCCGUGCUGGAAGCCCAGCGAGGGAACAAGGAUGCCGCCAUCAACUCCCUGCUGCAGAUGGGGGAGGAGCCAUAGAGCCUCUGCCUCGAUGCCGUUUUGCCCCCGCUCUUUGGACACGCCGACCCGGCGCUCCCCAAGGAAUGCUGUCCCAACAAGAUUCCCGUGAAAGAGCACCCGUGUCGCCCCCUCCCGUGGACUUCUGUGCCGCCCCGUCCACACCUGUUCUUGGGUGCAUGUGGGUUUUCGGUUCCUGGCGGUCCAGGACGGGGCGGGGGCUCCCCUCCCAUCUCGUGCUGGGAGGUCUCAGCGCGCUCUCCUGUCCCUGGGACGUGCGUCUCUCCUUCUCAUGCCGUUCUGGAAAAUGCUCUUGCUGUAGAGAGCAGCUGCUUCUGCCAGGGUGUUGGAGGUGGUGGAGCGCCUUCCGAUUCCAUUCAUGGCAUUUUGUGAUGUGAUGUAAUUGGAAUAGAGCUGUUGAUUUAAGGCACACACAAUCCCUCACACUGUGGGUUUUUUUUAGAACUUCCCAGACGAAAACUCACGCCCUUGCCCUAACGCGCUUUGCUGUGAGCCUGGCCCCUGCCCAGGGCUUGGGUCUGGUGAGCUGAGCAGCUUCCUGUGGAUGGUGUGGGGCCGGCCUCUGGCCUGGCUCACCUGGCCACUGUCCAGCCAGCCUUGUGACAGACUCCGGCCUGAAGGCAGAAUGAACCCACACCUGGAGUGAGGAAGGGGGCCUGGCACGGUUGGCCAGGCUCUGCCUGAUUGCCAGCCAGCGGGCAUCUGAAGCCGGGUCCUUCGCCCGCCGGAGGCUGCCGUCCGUCUCUCCUGCUGCGCUCGUGCCAGCUCCGUGGGUGUCCUCCCAGGGAGCUUCUCUUCUCAACAGGCCUUGCGAGGCUGGGGUGAGAGGUGAUAGAGGCAGCACUGUGCAUGAUUCCGAGAGGGUGUGGUGGCACUGCCAGCCGACUGCUGACAGCUUGGGAGCUGCUGUGCCCAGGACGUGGGUUCAGCGUGGGCGAGGAAAGCCUGGCGAGCGUGGCCCUGUAAAAGCUUUCUGAGGCGGGAGGCGCUCACUUACCUCUGACUGCCUGGGCGCUGCGUGUAGCAUCUUGGCCUACAGGACAGAUUUUAGGUGACACCUGGUUAUGACAGUCAGAAAUUUGAGAAGCUUCUCACAAGUGAUGCACUUUAAAUAAUCUGCAUGCCAUUGAGACACCUGCAUGUCUGGUGUUUGUGGUUCAAGUGUCUUGCCGCCGGCCUUCGGAUGUAAACCCACUGAUAACGGACAGAAAGAGAAUGCCCACAAGUGGGUCUUCUGUGGAAGAUGCAGAAGGAGGAAGUUAGUGCUUACAUUUUAGUCUUUUUCUCCCUCAAAAAAAUAGGUUAAGUUUCAGUGCCAGCUAGAAAAUACUGCUUUCUGCCAUCGAUUGGGGGUGGUUUUUGUCAAAUAUACUGUUGAUAAAUAUUUAUUUUUGUAAACUUGAAGUGUGUGGUGGCCGUGGGGGAGGGACAUGCUGGCAGCAGGCGCCUUCUUCAGCUGUGGGUCCUAAAGGCCUUUGAUCCUUUGAAGAAGAAAGACAUGGUAUUUGUUCAGCAGACGCCGACCACUCAGACGGAGGGGCCCCUGGGAUUCCCUGUCUCAGAUGGCCUGGUCUUACGCCUGUGUAGAUUUCUUCUCCAUUGGGAAUGAAGGUGUCAGGCGGGACUGGAACGUUCUAGAUGGUAUGUUCCGUGAUAUUAACAACUCUAACCCAGGACAGACCACAAGCCACACUCAGAGGCCUCACUGUGCUGGGGGCUUCGGUGUCCAGGCGCCCAGGUGUGGCCACCAGCACCGGUUUCUGCCUUCGCGUUGCUGGGGUGCAGUGAGACUGCCACACGCGUGCACAUGUGGCUCUGUGGGUGUCUCCUAGAGAGGACGUGGCCCCUGCUGCCAGCCCUUGAGCAGCCCGUGUGGGGGCCCGAGGGACCCACACAGUGGGGGCCAGCCUCGCUGGAGGGAGAGCAACCCUUUGCCGAUGACCACGCUUGCCGCCAUCUCUUAGUUUUCUUUUUCACAAGCGCUUUAUUUUUUUAAUAGACAAAUCACAUUUUGCAAGGCCUUUAAUUAAAUAAGAUUCUUCUUUCCUUCAUUUUAUGCUUUAUUUCCUGUUUGAAGGCUUACUGUAGAAGUGGCUUACUGUAGAAGCAGCUUGCUGAGCCCCUCCGAGCGGUCCCCAGAAUUAGCUGGUUCACAACCCCCACCCUCCCCCGCCCCCGCCUGUGUCAGGUGUGGAUGAGGUCGUCACACUCAGAAGGACAGGCUUGUCUGCCAGCUCACAAGGGGAGGCUGCAGUGGGUUUGGGAGCUGGGUUUAGGCCCCUGGUGUCUGAGGGCCCAGGCCUUGCCAGCCUCUGCUGCUCCUGCUCCUGGGUUUGAAGAUGCAGGCCGAUCGCCAGCUCCGUGGCAGCGGUCACUAAGGACAGCCUGACUGUGCCAUCUUGGAGCCUCAGGCGGGGCUCCGGAGAUAGAAGACAGGUCGCCGGAGGCUCCCCCUCCUCUCCUCUCCCCUCUGCAGAUGCUCCCUGGGCGCUACCCUGCAGGGUGCCAGGCAGGAGUGGUCUCAGAACGUGCGCUUCUGAUUAUUUUACUGGGGUCCAUUGUCCAGAUUUUUCUUUGAUUGUAAAAUAUAUUUUUACUUUUUAGUCUUCUAAUUUAAUAAAUGAUCCAUAUAAAAAUAGAGAAAUAAAGUCCUUUAAGGGAAGGUUUA
Molecule: messenger RNA, 5704 nt
Organism: Homo sapiens (human)
Lineage: Eukaryota; Metazoa; Chordata; Mammalia; Primates; Hominidae
Gene: TOLLIP
Product: toll interacting protein
Exons: 7
Coding region: 2173-3036 (287 amino acids)
Biological process (GO): positive regulation of protein sumoylation; interleukin-1-mediated signaling pathway
Cellular component (GO): nuclear body; cytoplasm; protein-containing complex
Molecular function (GO): interleukin-1, type I receptor binding; SUMO binding; ubiquitin protein ligase binding
Source: RefSeq, a predicted model, not a curated record